Messenger RNA from Phacochoerus africanus (Common warthog), 2759 nucleotides. RefSeq names its product LDL receptor related protein 10 (gene LRP10). Gene Ontology annotation, cellular component: plasma membrane. Gene Ontology annotation, molecular function: protein binding. The record is from RefSeq and is a predicted model, not a curated record. NCBI's taxonomy places the organism in Eukaryota, Metazoa, Chordata, Mammalia, Artiodactyla, Suidae.
UCGGGGAGGCGGCACUGAGGAGCCAGGAUACCCGGAGUGGCGACGCCUCCCCACUGGGUAGACGACCGAAGCUCCGGGACUCUUCCUGCACCUCGGGACGGCUCACGAUGCUACCGGCCAUCCUUCUCCUCCUCCUGGGAGGCGCUCUGGCCCACCAAGACCGGAUCCUUUUCCCAAAUCCUGCCUGUGAGGAGCCCCCAGCAGUGCUUUUGGAAGUGCAGGGCACCAUACAGAGGCCUCUGGGCCGGGACAGCCGCAUCUCCCCUGCCAACUGCACCUGGCUCAUCCUGGGCAGCAAGGAGCAGACUGUAACCAUCAGGUUCCAAAAACUACACCUGGCCUGUGGCUCAGAGCGCUUAAUCCUGCGCUCCCCCUUCCAGCCACAGCUCUCCCUAUGUGAGGCACCUGCCAGCCCUCUGCAGCUGCCUGGAGGCAACGUCACCAUCACCUACAGCUAUGCUGGGGCCAGAGCACCCAUGGGCCAGGGCUUCCUGCUCUCCUACAGCCAAGAUUGGCUGAUGUGCCUGCAGGAAGAGUUCCAGUGCCUGAACCACCGCUGUGUGCCCUUAGCCCAGCGCUGCAAUGGGUUUGAUGCCUGUGGCGAUGGCUCUGAUGAGGCAGGUUGCAGCUCAGAUCCCUUCCCUGAACUGACCCCAGUCCCUGUCCCCACCCCACCCUGCAAUCACACCCUGGAAGACUUCUAUGGGGUCUUCUCUUCCCUUGGAUACUCACACCUGGCCUCAGUCUCCCACCCCCAGUCCUGCCUCUGGCUGCUGGACCCCCAUGAUGGCCGGCGCCUGGCAGUGCGAUUCACAGCCCUGGACCUGGGCUAUGGAGAUGCCGUGCAUGUGUAUGAUGGCACGGGCCCCCCCGAGACCCUCCGGCUGCUGCGCAGCCUCACCCACUUCAGCAAUGGCAAAGCUGUCACUGUGGAGACACUGUCUGGCCAGGCCACCGUGGACUACCACACAGUCGCCUGGAGCAGUGGUCGGGGCUUCAAUGCCACCUACCACGUGCGGGGCUACUGCUUGCCUUGGGACCGACCAUGUGGCUUAGGCUCUGGCUUAGGGGCUAGUGAGGGCCUCAGCGAGCGCUGCUACAGUGAGGCACAGCGCUGCGAUGGCUCCUGGGACUGUGCCGAUGGCACAGACGAGGAGAACUGUCCCAGCUGCCCACCUGGACACUACCCCUGUGGGGCUGCCGGCACCCCUGGUGCCACAGCCUGCUACCUGCCUGCUGACCGCUGCAACUACCAGACCUUCUGUGCUGAUGGAGCAGACGAGAGACGCUGUCGGCACUGCCAGCCUGGCAACUUUCGAUGCCGGGAUGAGAAGUGCGUGUAUGAGACAUGGGUGUGCGAUGGGCAGCCUGACUGUGCUGAUGGCAGCGACGAGUGGGACUGCUCCUAUGCCCUGCCCCGCAAAGUCAUUACUGCCGCCGUCAUUGGCAGCCUCGUGUGUGGCUUGCUGCUGGUCAUUGCCCUGGGCUGCACCUGCAAGCUCUAUGCCAUUCGCACCCAGGAGUACAGCAUCUUUGCCCCCCUCUCCCGGAUGGAGGCUGAAAUUGUGCAGCAGCAGGCGCCUCCCUCCUAUGGGCAGCUCAUUGCCCAGGGCGCCAUCCCACCUGUAGAGGACUUCCCUACAGAGAACCCCAAUGAUAACUCAGUGCUGGGAAACCUGCGCUCUCUGCUGCAGAUCUUGCGCCAGGACAUGACUCCAGGGGGGGCCACGGGUGCCCGCCGCCGCCAGCGGGGCCGUUCUAUGCGCCGCCUGGUGCGUCGUCUCCGCCGCUGGGGCCUGCUUCCUCGAACCAACCCCCCGGCCCGGACCCCUGAGACCAGAUCCCAGGUCACACCUUCUGCUGCUCCCCCCGAGACCUUAGAUGGCAGCACAGGUCUGGCUGGUGAGGGCGGGGCAGUGGGCGGACAGGAUGGGGAACAGGCACCCCCGCUGCCUGUCAAGGCCCCACUGCCACCUGCCAGCACAUCUGCAGCCUUUCCUACUGUCUCUGAGGCCCCGGGGCCACUGCCCGCAGCAUCCCUGGAGCCAUCACUGCUGUCUGGAGUAGUACAGGCCCUGCGAGGCCGCCUCCUGCCCAGCCUGCGGCCCCCAGGACCAACCCGGGACCCACCUGGACCCCACACAACAGUCCUAUCCCCAGAGGAUGAGGAUGAUGUGCUCUUGGUGCCACUGGCUGAGCCGGGGGUCUGGGUGGUUGAAGCGGAGGAUGAGCCACUGCUUGCCUGAGGUGACCUGACUCCCCUGUUGCUCUAUUCAGAGUGACAACAAGCCUUUAGAGGGCAGCUCAGCUUCCCUUCUACUACUUCCCUCCUUGUUCCUCAGUCUGAGGGGACAUGAUGGGCUUUCCAUUGAUGACAGGUAGCUGCGUUAAAGUUAGGUGUCCCUCAGGCAGGGAGAGGGCUCACACAGAGCCCCUUCUGCACAUGGCCAGAGACCACAGGCCACCACCACCACCAUUUGGGUGGCUGAUUUUAAAAGGUAAAGUUCUUAAAGGGUCAUAGGCCUGGACACUCCAUCCUUGCCAAACCGCCACCCAAAAGUGGCCUUAAGCACCAGAAUGCCAAUUGGCUGGGACUUCCAGCUCCCAAGGGGAGGAUUUGGGCAGGGCCUGAGGUUUUGCCUACAGGGAUCCCUCCCAGAAGGCCUGGCUCAUAAAAAGAGCACAACAAAUGCUUUUGUCCCAUAGCUAGGUCAUUGCCCAGGAAGCCAAGGUUGAAAAUAAAGGAAUCAGAAAUUUAA